AUGUUUGUAGGACUUCUUGGUCUUCUCUGGUGUCUUGUAUGGGCGAGACGAGUCAGCGAUUUUCCGGCUACAGAUCCUCAUAUCACAACAGAAGAGCUUACUCUUCUACAGCGAGACGCAAUCAGUCAUACUCAUUAUAUUGUUCCAUGGGCGGAAAUGUUGAAAAGUUUACCAGUUUGGGCAGUGAUGAUUGCACAUUUCUGUCAAAACUGGGGCUUCUAUACGAUGCUCACACAUCUGCCAAGAGUGCUCAAAGAGCUGGCUAAUUAUGAAUUGGAAAAGGCUGGUUUUGUGGCCGGUUUACCGUAUUUGAUGAUGGGAUGUACACUGGUUUGGGGAGGACAGCUGGCUGAUUAUCUUCGAAAGGAACGCAACAUUGACACAUUGACUGUUCGACGGCGUUUCUGUGUUGCAGGUUUUGCUGGUCAAGGACUCUUUCUCGCCUUGGCGUCUGUGACGUCGUCACCGCCAUUUCUCGUCGCAUACCUCUCAAUAUCCAUUGGACUGGGAGGUAUUUGUUGGGCAGGAUUUUCUGUUAAUCAUUUGGAUCUUGCACCACAGUUUGCCGGUCAUUUGAUGGGAAUUUCAAACACUUUGGCUACUUUACCUGGAAUGAUCUGUCCGUUGAUCGUCGGAUAUGUCGUCACAACUGGAAGUGCCCUCGAAUGGAACAUCAUCUUCUACUCGACCGUGGCCGUUUAUGCUUUUGGAGCAGCGUUUUUCUGGAAGUUUGCUUCUGGUGAUCUACAGCCAUGGGCCGGCGAACAAGUACCAUUUAUCGGCGAACUACACUGA
This is a messenger RNA of Haemonchus placei, 795 nucleotides long. NCBI's taxonomy places the organism in Eukaryota, Metazoa, Nematoda, Chromadorea, Rhabditida, Trichostrongylidae. The record is from the annotation of a GenBank genome assembly.